Molecule: messenger RNA, 2058 nt
Organism: Setaria italica (foxtail millet)
Lineage: Eukaryota; Viridiplantae; Streptophyta; Magnoliopsida; Poales; Poaceae
Product: calcium-dependent protein kinase 6
Exons: 1
Coding region: 148-1824 (558 amino acids)
Biological process (GO): intracellular signal transduction; protein autophosphorylation; peptidyl-serine phosphorylation
Cellular component (GO): nucleus; cytoplasm
Molecular function (GO): calcium ion binding; calcium-dependent protein serine/threonine kinase activity; calcium/calmodulin-dependent protein kinase activity
Source: RefSeq, a predicted model, not a curated record
UGCAUGCGAGAGCCAUCCCCGAGCUUUUCUCCCCACCGAGAGACGGCCCCAUCCAUCCAUCCAUCGCCGCCGAUCAUCGUCGUCGCCGUCGCUCCCAGGCCCCCUCCGGCCAACCAAUUGAAGAGAAUGAUGAUGACAAUGUGAUGCAUGGGCAACUCGUGCCGCGGCUCCUUCACGCCCACCUACACAUCCACGACGGCCGACGAGUACAAGCGCGGCAGCUCCCGGUCCUUUGUCACGUCGUCGUCGGCCACCUCCCUCCUCUCGGCGGCGAGCAGCAGCAGCGCCGCAGCAGGUAGCCGUGCGGUCGGCAGCAUGCGCGGCGGUCACCAGCAGCAGCUGUCGUCCCCCACGGCCGUGCUGGGGCACGCCACGCCGCCGCUGCGCGAGCUCUACGCCGUGGGGCGCAAGCUCGGGCAGGGCCAGUUCGGCACCACCUACCUGUGCACGGAGCUCGCCACCGGCACCGCGCUGGCCUGCAAGUCCAUCGCCAAGCGCAAGCUGCUCACCCCUGAGGACGUCGACGACGUCCGCCGCGAGAUCCAUAUCAUGCACCACCUCGCCGGCCACGCCAGCGUCGUCACCAUCAAGGGCGCCUACGAGGACCCGCUCUACGUCCACAUCGUCAUGGAGCUCUGCGAGGGUGGCGAGCUCUUCGACCGCAUCGUCGACCGCGGCUACUUCUCCGAGCGCAAGGCCGCCGAGAUCGCGCGCGUCAUCGUCGGCGUCGUCGAGGCCUGCCACUCCCUCGGGGUCAUGCACCGGGACCUCAAGCCCGAGAACUUCCUGCUGCUCAAGAACAACGACGGCAAGGACGGCGACGGCGACGAGGCGGAGCUCAAGGCCAUCGACUUCGGCCUCUCCGUCUUCUUUAAGCCGGGGCAGGUCUUCACCGACGUCGUGGGCUCCCCCUACUACGUCGCCCCCGAGGUGCUCUGCAAGCACUACGGCCCCGAGGCCGACGUGUGGACGGCGGGGGUCAUCAUCUACAUCCUCCUCAGCGGGGUGCCGCCCUUCUGGGCCGAGACGCAGCAGGGCAUCUUCGACGCCGUCCUCCGGGGUACCAUCGACUUCGACUCCGAGCCAUGGCCCGCCAUCUCCGACAGCGCCAAAGACCUCAUCCGCCGCAUGCUGCGCUCGCCCCCCGCCGAACGCCUCACCGCGCACCAGGUCCUCUGCCACCCGUGGAUCUGCGAGAACGGCGUCGCCCCGGACAGGCCCCUCGACCCCGCCGUCCUCUCCAGGCUCAAGCACUUCUCCGCCAUGAACCGCCUCAAGAAGAUGGCGCUCCGGGUCAUCGCCCAGAGCCUCUCCGACGAGGAGCUCGCGGGGCUCAAGGAGAUGUUCAAGGCCAUGGACACAGACGCCAGCGGCGCCAUCACCUUCGACGAGCUCAAGGAGGGCCUGCGCCGCCACGGCUCCAACCUGCGCGAGAGCGAGGUCCGGGACCUCAUGGACGCCGCCGACGUCGACCGCAGCGGCACCAUCGACUACGACGAGUUCAUCGCCGCCACCGUCCACAUGAGCAAGCUCGACCGCGAGGAGCACCUGCUCGCCGCGUUCGCCUACUUCGACAAGGACGGCAGCGGUUACAUCACCGUCGACGAGCUCGAGCAGGCCUGCAGGGACCACAACAUGGCCGACGUCGGCAUCGACGACAUCAUCAGGGAGGUCGACCAGGACAACGACGGCCGCAUCGACUACGGCGAGUUCGUCGCAAUGAUGAAGAAGGGCAUCAUCGGGCACGGCAGGCUCACAAUGAGGCACAACUCCGACGGCAGCGUCCUGCACGGCGCCUGCACAACCAUGGAUCCAUGUCUUUAAUUCCAUUUGCACGGGGAAUAAAUUAAUUAAACAUCCAGCACAGGUAUUUCUUUUUUUUUCUUUUGCUGCAAAGCUUUUAUAUACACACCUAUAUAUAUGUAAAGGUUUAUUUUUGAAUGUAAAGGUCAUCCAUACUAUUAUUGUACAUUGUAAUCAAAUUCGAUUCAUUUGCCAGUAUCAGAUGCCAAGUAAACUUGUACACCUACACUGAUGGUAAAUUCAAUUAGAUGGGAA